Molecule: messenger RNA, 477 nt
Organism: Adineta ricciae
Lineage: Eukaryota; Metazoa; Rotifera; Eurotatoria; Adinetida; Adinetidae
Source: the annotation of a GenBank genome assembly
AUGAGCUCGAAAACGUCUACGAAACCGUUAUCCAUAAAGACAACAGACAAUACUCAAACUGGCUACGAUUUUGCAUUGAGUCCAACCGAACCGGGUAAAUUCGAUUUCUAUCGUGUUCAUGUUAGCAAUCAAAUCAACCAAGAUAAUUCAAUGUUUGCCGAUCAAUAUGAGGUUCCUCAUACAACAGACGAAAUACCGAAACGUUGGUUGCCCUUCGCACAAAUGAAGCGUUUAGCUGAUCAACCGAAAACUGCAUCAUCGUCUGCUCUUAAUUCAGAAACUUCAACUGACUCCGGCAAAGCAUCUAUAAUAAACAAACCAAUUCAAACAGUUGCCUCAUUUUCGUCACUGUCCGACGCGGUAAAGAAUGCCAUGAACAAAGGACAUUUGAGUACAACGAAUCAAUUACGUCGGCCAGGAAGUGGAGCAACGUUAUCGUCGAAAGAAUUGAAUCAUUUAUCACCCCAAUCAAUGUAA